AUGGACGACGGUCCUCCACCUCCGCCGCCUCCGCAUGGCGCAAACCCAAAGACUACAGGCGGCAGCCAUGCACCUCCCGACCCCGGCCCAAGCGGCGGCCUGCCACCGGGCAACUAUGACAUCUUCAUCAUACCGCCGCACUCUUCAGGAGGUGGCUUCAUAUACCUACCCAGCAUGGGCGUGCAGCAGAACAGCUUCAUCGCGGGUGUGCUCAGCACCAUCGCGAGCAUCGUGCUCUGGAAGGCCGCCGAGCCUUACAUGAAGCAAUACUUUCUCAUCGUCCGACAUGGAGUCACGACUGGCGGCAAUGGCGUCAUACUGCUUGCGGUACUGAUGUUGGUUGCCGGAUGGGCAGUUGGUCAGACACAAGCAGGGGGUCGCUUUAGCAGUGGCGGAGGGGGCUAUGGCCGUGGUGGAGCUGGAGCUGGAGCUGGCACACAUACACCGGGCGGAAGCUCAAGCUAUCAACGAGCGCCUCCACCACCGCCUCCAAAUGGUGGCUUCCCCGGCAGUCCUCCACCUCACGGCGGAUGGGGUGGAUACCGCCAGUACGGGGCUGGCUCGCCGCCACCACCACCUCAAGACGACGAACCUUCCUUCGACGAAGAGGCCGAGCGAGCCGAAGAGGAGCGCAAACAAGCAGAGGAGAAGGAGAAGCGGCGGAAAGAGAAGGAGGAAAAGAAACGGAAAGAGGACGAGGAACGCAAACAGAAGGAGGAAGAGCGCAAGAAAGCUGAGGAAGCCAAAAAGAAGCAGGAAGAGGAAGAAGCCGAACGCAAGCGCGCCGAAGAGGCAGAGGAGAAGAAGAAACAGGAAGAGGAGCUUAGGAAGAAACAAGAGGCGGAUCUCAAGAAGAAGCUCAAGAAGGAGCUCAAGGAGGCCGAGGAAGCUAAGCGGAGGGAGGAAGAGGAAGAACGCAAGCGUGCUGAAGAAGCCAAACGACAAGCUGAAGAGGAAGCUCGGCAGAAGCGUGAAGCUGAAGAGCAGAGGCUAGCUGAAGAAGAGAGGAAGAAGCGUGAGGCUGAGGCACAGAGACUUGCCGAAGAGGAGAAGAAACGGCAAGAAGAAGCUGAGCGCCAACGCAUCGCCGAAGAGGAACGCAAGGCCGAAGAAGAGCGCAAACUCGCUGAAGAGGCUCGGAUACGCGCUGAAGAGGAGAAAAAGAAGAAGGACGAGGAGGACCGCAGACGAGCCUGGGAAGAACUCAAGCGCGCAGAAGAGGCCCGACAGAAGAAGGAGGCUGAAGAAAAGGCCAAAGCAGAGGCAGCCAAAGCCGCCAAAGCCAAAGCCGAAAAGGAGAAGUGGGAGCAGAUGCGCAAGCGUGAGCGCGAGCAACGCGAACGUGAAGCUCGCGAGCGUCUCGCUAAAGAGAAAGCCCGCAAGGCACAAGAAGCCAUUGAGAAAGAGAAGGCCGAACGAGAAGCUCGCGAGGCUGAGGUGCGUGCAGCAGUCGAGAAGGAGAUCCGCGAGAAGCUCGAAGCGGAACAACGCGCUAAAGCCGCCGAGGAGGCUGCAAGAAAGGCUGAGGCAGAGAAGAUCGCAGCCGAAGAGGCAGCCGCCAAAGCGAAGGCAGAAGCGGAGGCUGCUCUCGCGAAAGCGAAGACAGAUGCUGAGCGUGCCGAACGUCUCAAAGCAGCUCGUGAGCGAGCUCAGAAAGACCGUGAAGCCCGUGAAGCAAAGCUCAAAGCAGAAGCCGAACGCAUCAAGGCCGAAGCCGCUACCGCAGCAGCCACAGCCGCAGUUCCUGACCUCACUGCCCGUCGCUCAACUACGUAUGGUAAUGUUGGUGGAGGUGAACGUCUCGAUCCAUAUGCUGGAGCAAGAAAUACACCACCACCUGCUGCGUCCGUUACUUCCACACACUCCUCACCUAUCAAAGCAACCGUCACACCCAAGAAACCCUACGAACGCCCCACAGCCGCAUCAUAUCUCGGUUCCGAAUCCGACGCCGCGUCGUUCGUUCCGCCCCGAACAGCCACGGGACCUGCCCGCAGCACGGCAACACGUUCCCAUGUCUCAAGCGCUUACUCUGAGUCUUCCUAUGCCCCGUCACAAUCUACAACUCGCACAUCGCCGCCUGCGUCGAGAAGUGGACCGUAUGCGACAGCCGACCCGAACAAGAUCGUUAUCAAAGCGGUAUAUCUUUUCAACGACCUCUUUCCCAAACCAGUUGCGCAGUUGGUGUCAAAUGUGGGCAAAGUAACAGACGGCUUGAUCCUCAAAAUACAAAGUGAGGGCUUAUUCAUCGACGAUGAUGUCCGGGGCAUUCCGCAGCGCGAGUGGGAUGUCAAGGCUUGGACUUUGAAGAUGGUCGAGACGGGCAAACAGCCCACCAAAAACCUCCACAUCCUCCGCGCCUCGGUCCGCGAUGCCGACGGCAAGAAAUACGUCUUCCUCAUUGACGAAACUGAGAGCUGGAAACUGGCUCUUGGACUGCAGAGACUGAGGAAGGGAAGUCAGGUGAGGAGUUUGCAGAGCGCGCAGAUGGCGCCGAAUGAGAUGGCGAGGGUGUUGAAUGCUGUGCCGCCUAUUGCUUUGUAA
Molecule: messenger RNA, 2541 nt
Organism: Alternaria ventricosa
Lineage: Eukaryota; Fungi; Ascomycota; Dothideomycetes; Pleosporales; Pleosporaceae
Exons: 2
Coding region: 1-2541 (846 amino acids)
Biological process (GO): chromatin remodeling
Cellular component (GO): Swr1 complex
Molecular function (GO): ATP-dependent H2AZ histone chaperone activity
Source: RefSeq, a predicted model, not a curated record